GCAUUUUUUUUCCAGGAAGCCUCUAGGAGAAGACCCUAAUUUCUCUAUGGCCGCGAUUUUUUUUUAUCUCUCUGUCGACAGGCUUUCAGCUUGAUCUUUAAGCAAAAAUGGUGAGAGUUAAUGUCUUGAAUGACACUCUUAAGAGCAUGUACAAUGCAGAGAAGCAAGGGAAGCGUCAAGUCAUGAUUCAACCAUCCUCCAAAGAUACAUUGGAGAGUUUGAGUAUGUUGAUGAUCACCGAUCUAGUAAAAAUUGUGGCCGAACUAAAUGAAAGUUUGAACAAAUGUGGAGUCAUCAGCCCUCACUUUGAUGUUGGUGUCAAGGAAAUUGAGGGGUGGACUGCAAGGUCGCUUCCCUCUAGGCAGUUUGGAUACAUUGUACUGACCACAUCUGUUGGCAUCAUGGACCAUGAAGAGGCUAGGAGAAAGAAUGUUGGUGGAAAAUAGCUUGGCUAAGCUAUUUACAAUUUUGGGAGCAAGUUCGAAAUCUUCCAUCCACGCAAAAAAAAAAAUAAGAAGGCUUUUUGCUGCACUUUUGGAAGUCCUUCAAUGUUCGAGUAGCUGUUUUUGCUUUUUUUUGUUGCUCAGAAAAGUAAUUUUAGCUGCAGUUUACAGAUGGUACUUUAUUUUUGUGGCAAAGAGUAGAGACUGUUCAUUUCUUUAGUUGUCUGAUAUAUCUGCGAUUGCGCAGCGACUGAAUGCAAGCUUUGUAGAUUAUCAAGAUUUAAU
Olea europaea var. sylvestris is the source of this 728-nucleotide messenger RNA. RefSeq names its product 40S ribosomal protein S15a-1-like. Gene Ontology annotation, cellular component: cytosolic small ribosomal subunit; ribosome. Gene Ontology annotation, biological process: translation. NCBI's taxonomy places the organism in Eukaryota, Viridiplantae, Streptophyta, Magnoliopsida, Lamiales, Oleaceae. The record is from RefSeq and is a predicted model, not a curated record. Gene Ontology annotation, molecular function: structural constituent of ribosome. The transcript has 4 exons. The coding region runs from base 108 to 446 and encodes 112 amino acids.